Messenger RNA from Cololabis saira (Pacific saury), 5575 nucleotides. RefSeq names its product histone deacetylase 7-like. The record is from RefSeq and is a predicted model, not a curated record. Gene Ontology annotation, biological process: chromatin organization; negative regulation of transcription by RNA polymerase II. The coding region runs from base 469 to 3327 and encodes 952 amino acids. Gene Ontology annotation, molecular function: histone deacetylase activity. NCBI's taxonomy places the organism in Eukaryota, Metazoa, Chordata, Actinopteri, Beloniformes, Belonidae. The transcript has 25 exons. Gene Ontology annotation, cellular component: histone deacetylase complex.
CUGAUUUAUGGUUGCGCGUUAAAUCAACGCAGAGCCAUCGCCGUAGGGUACGGCGUACUGUGCGCGUCGCCGCGUUCCCUACGCCGUAGCUCUGCGUUGGGUUAACGCGGAACCAUAAAUCAUCCUUCAGUCAUCAGUCACCAGUCCUCCUCGGUGCUGGUUCAACUCCGGAGGAGCUUCCUGGCUGUGAGCGCGCAGCCGCUCGUGACAGAAUUACAGAAAAACAAAAGACAGACUUGUGUGUGACUUGUACAGUAUGUACACGAGCGGUUUCGUGAAAAAGACCGACAAUGGCAAAUGCGUGCUCCCGGAAGACGCGUGUAGCCGCUUCUCCUGUAGUCUGAUCAUCCGCUCCGACUUUGAGUCACUUUGGCGUUAGAUCAGCAGAGAGGCGCGUCUGCUCGGACCUCACCAAGUGAAUGUGAUCAUCAACUAGAGGUUUCAUUACCCAUUAUUGGGAAGCAGCCCAUGGACCUAAGUGUGACCCGGAGAUCAGGACCAGAUUCAGAAAUGCUGGCCCCUCAGCCUCCCUUCUUCCUUGGCCCCCUAACCACUCAGCAUUGCUCUCAGUUUACCCAGCAGCAUUUGCAGUAUAACACUGAAAAAAGGCAAAGAGAGAUGGAGGAGGAGAAAAGAGAGGAGCUGCAACAUCUGAUACAAAAGAGCAGAAGUGAGCAGAGUGCUGUUGCCAGUCCACUUGUCAGGCAGAAACUUCGGGAGCAUAUAAUGACGAGAAGCCAGCCUACCCAUGAGAGGGUCACCCCAAACCACUGCAGCACUCUUCCAGGAUACGGGCUACUGAUUAACAUGUCAUCAAAGCCUCAGCCUACACCCUGUGACCAGCGGAAGGACCUCACCCUGCGAAGAACAGUCUCCGAACCUACAUUGAAAUGGAAGUUAAAGAAGCUUAUUUCCACAAGGCCUAGCCCACUGCAACGCAAGAUCAGUGCCCCUCCUUCUGUGAAGCACCGGACAGAGACUCUGGACUCCACGAGUAGCAGCAGCAACUCGGCAUCGGGGUGUAGCUCACCAAACGACAGCCUCCAUUCAGAUAACAGUUCCCUCUCACUGGCUCUCGAGUCUCAGAGGUUGGUGGUGAAGAAUGGUAAUAUAGGACCCUACAUGCUGUCCACAAACUCCACGGGAUUGCCCAACAUCACAGCUGGACUUCCUGCACAGCCUGACCUGCGUGUCACGAAACCACUGUCAGUAUCGGCUCUGCAACAUGCCUACCUGCCACUGGAGGAAAGCAGUCCGGCCCUCCCUCAGUGCCUGCAGCCAGUGCUCAUCAUCGAACCACACAAUCGCCUACUGCACUCCCAGCUGCUUUCCUUUCAUGGUCUAACCUCCAUGACUCAGCAGCAGCAUCCUCACCUGUCUUCCCCCACGGGAAGAGAAGGCUUAGUCAUCUUGCCCUCUCACAGACCUGUGGAGCGAACACAUUCAGAACCGCUUCCCUACAGCCACACAAUCCUAUCCCUGCAUGAACGCCAUCACCCACACGCCCUGCACCACUUCUCCCAGGAGUACCAGAAGAGCGGCUUUGAGAGGUUUAAGAUGAAUCCAAACCUGAGCAAGUUGAGCAAAUCCACUGAGAAGUCACGUCUGACACAGAUCCCAUCAGAGGACAUGGACAUUGAGGAGGUUGGAUCGGGAUCGGGUUCAGGGACGGGGUCUGUGUGCGGCUCAGAGCCAGGCUCGCUUUGUGAGGAGGGCCACCGCCGGAGACAAAGCUCUGCCAGCACAGACUCCGUUUAUGACACAGAGUCCACUACCUCUUCCCGGGAGAGUUUGGUGGAGUCAUCGCAUUAUCUUAGUCAGAGGCAGAUUAUCUCAAAAGCUGGUCCGCAGCCAGAUGCAUCAGGUGUGUCGACUCUAGUUUGGCCUCACCAGUCUCACCAGCCUGUGAUCCGGACCCGGUCACUGCCAGCGCCCACUUCCCUGCCGCCCAGUUUUCACCCACCCACCACCGUACCAUCUCUAUCGCUGUCCAACCCUGCUGCAGACAAGAAGCUACGCUUUACAACAGGUUUGGCAUAUGAUGCUCACAUGCAGAAACACCAGUGUACAUGUGGAGACAACAGUCGCCACCCUGAGCAUGCCGGGAGAGUCCAGAGCAUUUGGUCCAGACUGCACGAGAGGGGGUUAAGGAGCCGGUGUGAGUGUAUUCGCAGCAGAAAGGCCACCCUUGAAGAGCUGCAAUCAGUCCAUUCAGAACAACAUGUGCUUUUGUUUGGCAACAACACGCUCAGCCGCCUUAAGCUGGACAAUCGUAAAUUUGCCGGGUAUCAACCAAAGUUUGUGAUAUUGCCAUGUGGAGGUUUAGGGGCAGACAUUGAUACAAUUUGGAAUGAACAUCACACAGCAAUUGCUUCUCGAAUAGCUGCUGGAUGUGUCACAGACCUGGCACUGAAGGUGGCACAGGGAGAGCUGAAGAAUGGCUUUGCAGUUGUGAGGCCCCCUGGACACCACGCAGCCCAUUCCUCCCCUCUGGGCUUCUGUUAUUUUAAUUCUGUGGCCAUCGCUGCCAAGCAACUCCAACGCAAACUCAGCGUCAGCAAGAUCCUCAUCAUAGACUGGGAUGUGCAUCAUGGCAAUGGCACCCAGUCAGCGUUCUUUGAUGACCCGAGUGUGCUGUACAUCUCUCUGCAUCGCUAUGAUGAUGGCAACUUUUUUCCUGGGAGCGGACAUCCUAACGAGGUGGGAGCAGGUGCAGGUGAGGGCUUCAGCGUCAAUGUCGGCUGGACUGGUGGUUUGAAUCCACCAAUGGGUGAUGCAGAAUAUCUGGCCGCGUUCAGAGCUGUGGUGAUGCCCAUUGCCCAUGAAUUUUCCCCUGAUGUGGUGCUGGUGUCAGCUGGCUUUGAUGCUGUCGAAGGACAUUCGUCUUCACUGGGAGGAUACAACGUUACAGCCAAGUGUUUUGGCUUCUUGACCCGUCAGCUGAUGUCGUUGGCAGGAGGCCGCGUGGUCCUCGCUCUGGAGGGGGGGCAUGACCUCAAAGCCAUCUGCGACGCCUCCGAAGCUUGUGUCAGCGCCUUGCUGGGCAUGGAGGUGGAGCCUCUGUCGCAGGUGGUGUUGGACCAGAAACCUUGUGAAAAUGCAGUGCGGUCUCUGCAGAGAGUCAUCCAGUUUCAAGGUGAGUACUGGCAGAGUGUGAGGGAUUCAGCCGCCACAGUGGAUUUGUCCUACCUGCAGGCGCAGAGACAAAGACUCAGACGAGAUUCAGACAGCGAGGCAGUCAAGGCCAUCGCCUCGCUGUCCAUGGGAUCCCUCGCAUCCGAUAAGAAUGAGCCUGAAAAAAUCCCAGAGAAAAGCGGCUCUCACUGAAGAAAGAGACUUUUUUUUUCUUCUUUUUUUCUCCCCCCGUUCAUCUCAGUGGAAACACAUAGAAACACACAGAUGUACCGAAACAAAGCUAUGCAAUUUGGAUGAUCACUGGAAGUAGAUGUCGCCUCAUGAAAGCUCCUGCAUUACUACUGGCCGCAGUCUGACCACUUCGAUUCAUACACACACUGGGUGACAGUGUUCAUCGAGGCCACAUCAUCUGCUUUUCCUGAGGGGGACAUCACUAACUGAACUGACACAGAGCUUGAAACAAAUAAAAAUUCAAAAACUGAGAAUAAGAAAGCACAGCUCUUCGCCUUAAAGAAGUCAACUCCAGCGAGACCUUCACAGGACCUUUGAAGAGCUAGAAGAGCUAGAAGACAGGUGAAGGAGCUCUGGCUUGUUCACAAAGAAAUCUCCAAAAGAUCCAAUGAAGGAAAAAAAAUAAUCAGAUUUUAUUUCUGAUUUGCACUGUUAUUCUGCAAACGGACAUGAAGGAAGAGAAGCAUUUUGACAAUCAAACACCUUGUUUGUUCAUAGUUUUACUUUAUUUGAAUAUUCAUUCAUUUGACCUAUGGCACUCAUUUCCAUGAAUGUCGGCAUAAGACUUUUUUUUUGAUUUUCUUGAAGAAUCCAGUAAUCCAAAGUGAAGCUACUAUGAAGUCUGAGAUACAUAUGUUUCAUAUUGUUUCCUAUGUCCACAUAUUUUCUUAAGUCUCUUUUUUCUCUUUCUUUCUUGGCCUGUCAGGCGAGCAUAUGCAGUAAGACUAGAUAUCUGCAGUUAUUGUUAUCCCUCCAUGACAGAUAAAAGAAGAUGUAUAAAUCUUUGACGGAGUGCAUCUUAAAUAUUUAGACAUACUGUAGUUAGCAAUGGUGGCAUUAGUUUUAUGAAGAGCUAAUACCUCUGCUCACUGGGGCAUCAAUAUCUGGGGAGAGAGGAAGGAAUCUGAAAUGACCGAAGUCCCUCAUGAUGCCUCAGUGGAGUUGUGACCACUCAGUGAUGAUUGUAUAUGUGACUGUUCAGAUCCCGUUAAUGUUUUGGAUGUGACUCACAUCCAGGAUCUUUAUGACAGUCACACACACACAUACACAAAGUGCACUUAUGCUGCCCUCAGAGAUGAGGGUCAGAGCAAUUUGGGUCUCAAAAUCUAAACUUUGAUAAUAUUGUGAAGUGGACCAGUGUUUUUCUCCUGUGGAUGAGCAUUCCUGCUGUAUUUGUACAAUGUCUUUUUUCUUUGUUGCUAUUUUUUACUUAACAAGGACAAUCUGAUCUGUCUUUUGUUCUUUAUUUACGAGGCUCUGGUAUGUUUACUCUCAGCAUCAGGCGCAUGUUGCUGCGUGGACCAAACAAUGGCGUUCUAGCAGUUUGGAGGGAGCAGUAAUACUGAGAGCCGAACACGCAGCCAUUGAUAUCUUCACAGUCCAAUUGGACACAGGUUAAGUGCAACCAAAGUUUAUGAGAACAAUGUGUUGUCUCUGGACUAGCAUGGCCUAAAGAACUUCAAAGACUUUGAAGAGUUUGUGAAUGUUUCUUUUUUCUCAUUCCAAACAGUCAAAGAGCACAGAUAUAUAACUAUAUAUAUAUAUAUAUAUAUAUAUAUAUAUAUAUAUAUAUAUAUAUAUAUAUAUAAACAAAUUUAUUUGACAUGACAUGUAUUUAUACUUUGAGAGCCUGCGUCUUUGAAGUGCUCCUUGCAUGUCUAACACAGUUAUGAUGGUGCUAAAACAGUAUGUUUGCUUUCGUUUCUGUUUAUUUCUUUUGUGAUGUUGCACUGUGUAUGCAACUGAAAACCUGUCCCAAAUUUGUUAAUGCAAUGUAAAUGUAAAAACACAUGACCUUAACAAAGCAGCUGAUGUAUAGCAGUUUCAGCUGUAAAUGACGUUGGAUGGCCUAACAGCAAAUGUAGCUUUAAAUACGUUUGAUUUACAGUAACCUGACAAACCUUAUGUCUUAUCCUUUUGUCUUAAUUCAUGCAAAUUAUCUAUUUUUGUAUGUGAUCAGAAAAAAAGAAAGAAAAACUGUGCAUGUCUGAAGACCAAAAUACGACUUGUGAUUUUGACCAACCUCUGUGAAGGUGAAGCCUUAACAACCUGGGAGCCAAGUCCAGUUUCAUCACAACUGACUGAUUUUAUUUUUUUAUUUUUUUUCUGUACAGUGUAUAUAAAACCUCCCGUUUUUCUUCUCUCUUUUGGCUUUUCUAUUUUGUUUUUUGUUUUUUUUAAAGAGCCUAAUAAAGGUAAAUUAUCUCAA